Messenger RNA from Solenopsis invicta (red fire ant), 7307 nucleotides. RefSeq lists its product as uncharacterized. Bases 5156 to 6949 code for a protein of 597 amino acids. The record is from RefSeq and is a predicted model, not a curated record. The transcript has a single exon. Lineage: Eukaryota; Metazoa; Arthropoda; Insecta; Hymenoptera; Formicidae.
ACUUUGAGCAAUUUAAUUUUAAAAGGUAUAUUCUACUUUAAUAUAAAUAAUGCUUUUUAAAAUUCACUUUCAAUUUAAUUUAAUUUAAACUUAACGCAAUUUUUAACUGAGUUUUUCGUUUAUGUAACUUGUAACGUAACAAAAUUAAUUUUAUGUGUUUGUGUACAUUUAUGUGUACCAACUUUAAUUGGAUUUAAUUUAGUUUAAAUUUUAAAACUUGCCCAAUCGGACUGAUUAAUAUUUAUGUGAAAAAAAAUGAAAAUAAUUAUUUAUAAUAAUGAUUUUGAUCUAACAAGUGAAAUUGUUAUAUUUUUAUUAAAGUAAUAUCAUAUUUAGGGAGAAUUCAUGAAUAUUAUAUGGUUUUGCACGAAAAUGGUACGGUACAUGUUUGUUUAAUUUCCAAAUGUACUUUAAUUCCAAUCUUUUGUAUGAAUUUAAUUUUACAAAAUCCUUGUUUGAUUAAAUUACUUAAAGUUCUUUUCUCAGUAAAACUCAAUAUAAUUUUAGAAAGUUAUUUAAAGUAAACUGUAUGGCCAAAAAAAUUCAGGAAUGCCUACACAUUAUGUGUACAUUUUUUAUUAUAUGUAUCAUAAACUUGUUCUCAAAAUUUAGCUCUUAUAUUACGUGAAAAGACUAGAGAAUCUCCUUAAGGCGAUGGAAUCGUCUGUAUUACCGACAUUUUAUCAAACAAGUUAUACUUUGUGUUGAUUUCACAGAAAUAUAAUUCCUUUUACAGAAUUAAAAUACACAUGCCAAUGUAUACGGCUCUGGUUUACUUUUUGUGAAAAAAAAUAAUAAAAAAUUUUUAAAUUACAAAUUUUUUUUAUCGACUUUUAUUUUAAUAUGCGGCGACCAAAACCGUCAAUUCACUGAUACAUUUAUUUCGUGAAAACAUUAUACUAGAUACUUAUACAAAAUAAAGGCAGAGCCAGGUGUAAAAUAAAUGAAUAAAUAAUAUUGAAUCGUUAGAAUUAUGUCGGGGAGUCUAAUUUAAGAGAAUAGAACGUUUGACAAAUUGUGUACGUGCACAUGAAAUCUCGAUGUAGUAGUACAUAAGAGUCUGCUAAUGUUUCGUAAAUCGUACGUACGUAUUGUACAUCGCAAGUCGGUGAGUUUGCCGGUAAAAAUGCCGACUCCAACAUCGCCUUAAGUACAGAGCGUUUCUAGAAUUGUAUAAUUAUUUUAUCGGGGAAGGUCUAUAAUUGGAGGCAUCGACGGGGCGCGGGGGACUGAUAUUAUGAAAGAAAAGCGAUCGUUCCUCUUGCAUUUUAAUCGUUCGAUAAGGCGUUGCGAUUCCCACUCGUGGACUGGUAAACCCGUAGACUCGUAAGACAGUCGUUUUUGGAUUGACACGGCGUUGCACAAUGUUUACGUGGUCACGACCGCGGUGGGAUCUCGCUGCGUGGUCGGAGUCAAUGAUCUGCGCACACGCAAUUGCAUCGCCGCUCGAAGCAGCUACUUUCCAACGCCUCGUCCGACAUGGUCUUUCGACGCUUAGUCAACGAUCGAUCCGCGCGCCGAUCGUCUUCGACUUCACAGGAUUAGAAAAAAAAAAAAACACUUUGAUCUAAGAAAUGAGUUUCCACGAGAGAUUGGCUGGGGCGCCCGAAAGAUCAUUAUGAGUGACGCAUUUGAAAGAACAUAUACGUGUAUCGACUGCUCGAGUGUGUGCAAUCUUUCUGAAACCUUUGAAAUAAAAGAGAUUAAACGGCGACGCCUUGCAAAGAAUGAAGAAAUCGGCCUUAUUAACGUAAUAUCUGUUGUUGGCAAGACUUUCUGAAUUAUGCGCUUUCACGAGUGAACCUAACUGUGUACGCCAAAUCUGUCUCUGUCACCUUUAUGUAUAUGUAGCAGCAGCUACGAAUGACGAGUAGCACAAUGUAGAGGCGAAUUCAAGAAGAAUUUUGCCACGCGGAUACGUUCGGAAUGCAUCGAGAGCGCAUCGCUGGCGCAAUGGCGGCUUCUCACUUUUACUUCGCUCCUCGCGCAUCCAAUCGCGGAUAAUGAGCGGCGGAAUAAUUAAGGAAGCAUUCCUUACGUCGAGUGUGGCAGAAGGGCAUUAGCGAAAUUGAAAUGGAUAUUAAACAAGCGGCAUUAUCGAAAAUGAAGACGCGGAGCCGCUAUGGGGAGAUUUAAUGAGCUGUGCCGUACUUCUUUUACAUUUUAUCCUCUACAUUUAUCCUAGCAAGAAUUUCCAGACGAGAGCGGUGUUGCGAGUCCGUUCCCUUUUUCUCCCCCCCCCCCCCUCUCUCUCUCUUCAAUUUUAAAGGUGUACGAAGUAAUUCAGGAGAGUUACGUGAAUCUGUCUAAUGUCGAUAAAUCAAUUCGACAUCGCCGUAUAAGAAGAAGAAGAAGAAAUAAUCGUGUCCCAUCUUGCGGUUGCACUAGCCGCGCUCGGCAAUCGACAAUUUCUAUCGCUCUUCUGCAACUUCGCCACGGCCGCUAGGCAGACUAGCUUCCCUUCGCGCGUUCCUCGCGCCUCCUCGUAGCCACCUGCACUAGCCAUGUAAUAUCCGCACGUGCAUGUGCACGGUUGCGCGCGCGCGCGUAUUUAGCGCGUAAUUUAUAUAAGAAGAGAGGCACGCUUGGUUCCACCCCAAAGCGCUUCGAUCCACUGGCGCCGGCAGCUUAUGAUUUCAUCGCGCUAAAAAAUCCCGGCGAGAACGGAAGACUCCGAACGAGAUCGCGAAGGGGGAGAGGGGGAGAGGGGGAGGGCCCACCCGCCGACAGGUGGGACAGAGAGGGGCUCCGGGAAACGGGGAAAGUGCGCGAUCCGGCGGGGCGAUUAGAACGGGCGCGAUCGAUCGGGGAAUAUGGGCCGCUUUCGGGCACGGCCUAAUUAGCGUGUCUCAAUUAAAAUUGCAUAUAUACGCCACUGCGUACGCGGAGGCAAUUGUUGCGGAGAGGCGAGGAAGGCCCGCAACUUGCAGUGCCGCGUCGAACAUCCUAGCGUCCGCAUCGCGCGAUCAUCUCCGGUGCCGCGCGGCAGCGAGGGAAAAAGGAGGCCCUUCCCUCUUGAUGGUCUUCCGCGAAAGGGUCGCUUUCGCGACGGACGACGGCGGGCCGUGUCGGUGGGACCGUAGGAUGACACUGCCGUCCACCGGGCACCGUUAACGAAUUCCCCGGUGUGUGCGGCCGCAGACUUUUGCCGACUGACCCAAUGAGCCCGAUAGACGCCAGUCGUGGCCUCCUAACUUCUUUACACCGAAUUUAACAUGCGCGCGACAACGCGGACCACGUCCAACGGCUCGGGUCGCAAUCGCCGAUCGUGACGGGAGUCCGCGAUGAGACCCGGUCGCCGCGGCUGCUGUAAAUAAGUCGGAAACGCGGGGAAAAGCCGCGACGGAGACGGCGGAAAACUGUACGCGGAAACGCGCGACGGAUGGAAGAAUGUGGAAGCCUCGACGGACGGGCGAUAGAUCAGCCUGAUUUAUUUGACGACCCCAAGUCGCAAGUUUCAAUUGGAAAUAGGAAAAAAACGUUUAUGCGACGUGUUGCUCUACCGGUCGCGAAUGCGACUCUCUGCACAGCCGAAGCGGUUUUCUCGACGCGGCUGGACAACUGGUAUCUAACUGAAAACUCGUUUGGGCGCGAUCGCGACGUGCUUGACCCGUUUUUCGCUUCGUUUUUUUUUUUCUUCUUUCGCGUAUUAAACGGUGUUAAAAUCGUGUGUUACGCGUGAGUGAUUAAAUUUCACAACCAGGAGAAUAGAGAAGUAGUAAAUAUAACGAAUAAUGUAAAUGUAUAAAAGACACUGUUUAUUUACAUUAACAAAUGUGUAACAUUUAAUAUUAAAAAUAGAUAUGUGUGUGAAUCAUGAAACCCGGUUGAUUAAAUAUCGCAAAGGAGAACAGAAAAAUUAUAUAAAUAUCAAAUAUAACAAAUGUAAUAAAUAUCAGUGUGUGAGACAUACUGUUGACUUCAAUUAAUAGAGCCUUGUGUUUAACUGAAUAAAUCAAUGGAUAAUUUAUGUUAAUGUGAACAUGUGUGAAUAAAAAUAAAAAUAAUAAUAAUGUUUAUUUGUUUUACAAUUAAAUAUUAUAAAUGCGCAAGGCAUACUGCUUGCUUGAAUUAACGAAUCUAAGUGUUUGAUUGAAUAAAUCAAUAAAUACAAUAAUAAUUAGUAUUAACAUGAAUAUGUAUGAAUCAUAAAAUCCAGUGAUUUGAACAAAUGUCAAAUGUAAUAAAUAACAAAAUAUAAUAAAUAUCAGUGUGUACGCCAUUGAUAUUUAGUUGACCUAAUGAAUCUAUGUUUGAUUGAAUAACUUAAUAAAUAAUUAAUAUAACGUGAAUCAUAAAAUCCAGUUGGCAUGUGACUCGAUAGAGUGAUUCGCGAGUUUGCGUUGAGCUUGGAGCAUUUCCCGGACUACCGAUCGUCACGUUACAUCAAUUUUAAGCGAGGCAUCGAACCUCCCGAGUGUGUCGCGUGUGUUCGAUACCUCGGUCGCAUCCGAGAGAGUUGCGCAGCGGGCAUUGACUUGAAACGCUACACGCGUCAUCCACGACGAGGUUGUUAUUUAAAUUGAGCGAACUUGGAAGAAAGAAGGAGAGAUGCAAUCGAAGCUUGACGUCGCCGUAACUGAGGAAAAACGCAAUCAUACUGCACGCGAUGUUUUAAAAAAGAAAGAAAGAAAAACCCGGGGGAAGAAGGAAAAGCAAGACAUUUGCGCGCGUAAUCUUGUAUCGUGAACUGUGAGAAUAGCUGGAAACGCGUCUCGAAAGUCUUCGAAGAUUGCACAUUCGAUAAAAAUCGAGAUUACGCGUAUCUGUAAUCAGACAAUUAUGUUUUACAUGUGCGUCACGUCAUUUACAAUUAUAUGAAGAGAUGAGCACAUGAAGAUGUGUACGCGUUAUCUUCAUGGGAAAUUCAGCUAAAGGAAAUCAGUCGAUUUUUACAAACGGAGAUCCUCCACGUUCGCAAGAAUUAUGUUCAACUUCUGUCACGCUGUACGCGUUCGAGAUAACUAUGGACGGGCGUUCGAAAGUUAGCAAAAUUUAGUAGAGGAACCGAGCUGCUGGUACAUUAGCGGGCGACGAUCGAGAUCUCUUCCUCGAUUACGCGAAGAGAGGAGGAGUCUCGGCGAGAAGGCGAGUGGCGUGCGAUCGGUCCGCACAUGAGGUGCGCGACCGAUCGCCGAUAUUUCCGGCAGCAGCGAUGGCCAACGCGGAUUCGCCGGGCGGCUCGAGCGCCAGGCAGCAGCAACGGCGACGCUGGUCCGUGGGUCGAUCGUCGACCCCGAGGAAUCACUUUUCGCUACACUCUUCGGAAGCUUUCUACGCGAGCACGGAACCGUUAUCCGGCGGCCGCGGCGGACGAGCGUUGCAUAAUGCGAGCAGCGGCGGCGGCGGUGGCCCAGACCCAGAUUCGAAUUCCGUCCUGGAUUCCUACGCGCCGGAAACGGGUGGCAGGCAGCAGUACCGGGCAGCUGCCGCCCGGCGGACGUCCCAGGACUCGAGUGACCGACGUGCGAGCGUCGCGAGGAGCGAGACGACGUACUAUACGGUGCCGCGCGGCCCGGCGGUCUCCAGAAAGGAGAUCCUGCGACGGAGGUGUGUCAAGGACGACGUCGAGACGACGACGCUCCAUUCCACGCCGGAGAAGGAUCAGGUCGAGAAGAGACCGAGAACGUUGCCGUCGACCGGUAGGAGAGCUCGUCAGGACACCGAGCAGCGGAGCGCUUCCUCGCUCUUGAAGAGAGUCUCCAGGCAGGACAUCCUGCAGCGUCGCGCGACCAUAGAGGCGAGCUCGCAAUUGAAAGAUGUCGCGAGAACGUCCUCGGGUUUCCCAAAUUCCGGUCGCUCGGCUAAAGAGAGUCGCGAUCUCUCGCGGCCGUCGACCUUGCCGAAGGUCGUGCACGCCUCGAAAAUGUCUCGGCUGGAGGAGCACUCCUCCUCUUCGAGGACGAGGGAGGCCGCUGGGAGGGAAGCGCCCAUUUAUGGAAAAAUUCGGCGGCGGAAAAUGUCGCUGCCGACUGGCGCCGCGACUCUCCGGGACUCCACCGUGACUCCUUCGAGCACAUUGACGAGAUUCUCCAGGGCAAAGGCGAAUGGAGAGCGCGCGGACGCUACGACGAAAGUCAUCAGGCACCUGCGAGAUCCCUUUCCCGACCCACCCGAUCGGUCCAGAUCUGGCACGGACAACGUCACUCGUGACGACAUUUAUGUCAAGGUCGCGCGCAAAUCCUCCAGGCAAGCUCCUCGCGAGGAGAGACUGGAGCCGGUCGACCGGACGAUGUCUAGGCGCAGAAUAAUCAGCAACGCGAGCGAAACGGAUUCCUUGGAGCGAAGGAUGCACCAGGAUCGAGAUCAGGACGUGGUCAGGGUCAAGCACGACGCAAUACUGGUCUCCAAAACGGACAUCGACCGGCUGCGUAAUUUUAAAACGGGGAGAAACGAUCUCGAAGACGCGAAGACGUCUUACUGCGCGGACUCCACCUGGUCUAGGCGGAAGAAUUCGAAAACGGACUCUUGGUCCCGCGAUAAGUGUCCUCACAGAGAUUCCACGUGGACCUCCAGCGAGAGGCAAGAGAGAUGCCGACCGAAGUCGCAGAGCGAAUUGUUAACGAACGCGCAAUUGGGGGACUCGAAGACGGGAAUAAGAUCGACGACGUUGCCGAGCUACGUGAAGAUCGGACGGAAGACGUCGACGGGGAAUCUGCCGGCGCGGAACGUGGACGAGCAGAGAAGAGUCUCGACGAGCGGAGUGUUGACGAAGCAGAGCAAAGAGAGGUCGAAUUACGUGAGGAAGACGGCGACGUGUGUCCCGACACACGUCAGAGCGCUUAGCGACGCGAACAGCGCACGUUCUAACUCUCCGGACAUGCCGUCGUCGAUAUUCGGUUUCUGUACCGGAAAGAGAAGGAUGCAGGUGGCUCGUAGAUCCCAGUCGUGGAACUGGAAAACGGUUCGAAAUUACCUGUGGAUCGAUUCGAAAAAAUAUACAAUAUAGGAUUUAACGAAGUUUUCAUUUUUAAGCGAUCUAUUCUAUUUAAAAGUCAAACACGUAAUUUUAUCGUAUUGAUUAACGAAACAGUUUAACGAUCUAUUUUCUGAAAGGCUAUUAUUUUAAUUAAGUGAAAUUGUGCCGGCAAAUUUUUUUCAGAAUCUCCUGUUCUGAAAUUUGGAUAGCGAGAAGUUUUCUGUUGCAAAUGUGAAAGUUGAUUUAACUAGUCGUUGAUGUUGAAAGAACCUAAUUUCUGAUAUUGUGUUUAAUGAAGAAAUAAUAAAUUUCGCGUGCCAAUCUAAAAUAUCAGCAAGCGUAGGUGAAACGUCUGUAUCAUUAGACUGCUUAUUUGAAGAAUGUAAUA